Molecule: messenger RNA, 1371 nt
Organism: Fimicolochytrium jonesii
Lineage: Eukaryota; Fungi; Chytridiomycota; Chytridiomycetes; Spizellomycetales; Powellomycetaceae
Exons: 2
Coding region: 309-1169 (286 amino acids)
Source: RefSeq, a predicted model, not a curated record
CCUGUCAGUCGCUACGCACAAUGGAAGAGCAGACAGACACUGCUCGUCCAGGUUUCAACCCCCACGUCACCCACCCAUCUGCCGACGGGAAAGUAUAAUACGUACGAGUGGGCAACUCCUGUCAGAAGGAGAACGCUUGCUGGCGUGGGCGGUUUUGAGUUCUUUUUGCGAUAUGCCCCUCUCCGGCAUCACACAUCCCGCGGAGCACACUUGCGCUCAGCGUCGCAUCCAUGGGCGAAGCUGCUCCGGGCGCACGAGGGGGACGCUAUCGAGCCUAAGAAAAAUGGGACCACGUUGGAGUCAACAACAUGCAAAUCGUCGCUCUCGCCACUAUCCUGUCUGCCUGCGUCGCACAGGUCGUCGCUCACGGCAAGCUGACCUCCCCUCUCGGCUUGAACGUCAACCCCGCGGUCGCCCUCGACAGCCAGAGAGACGUCGCUCUCGGUGUUUCCAAGAGGAAUGCAUGUGGACGUGUCCUCGGCGGCGGGGCAAAUGCCAUUGACCGCACCGACACCACGCCCCGUGCCACUUUCCAAGCCGGCUCUUCAGCGGAUAUCGUCUACCGCAUCGUCAACCAAGAUGGUGCUGGCCCGUUGACGGUCUCGUUUUCUCCCGACAACGGUCAGACAUGGACGGACGCCGAAGUCACAACAAACGCCCCCGGUCGUGGUGGAAUUAACCUUGCCAACCUCCGAGGUGGUGCGGAUGCCACCGUCACUUUCAACGUUCCCAACAUGGAAUGCCCCGAAGGAUCUUGCUUGAUGCAAGUGAGGAAUCCCAUCUCUUUCGGAUCUUGCGCUCCCGUCGCCGUCGGUGCUGCGCUCACAAACAACAUCGUGAAGGACUUUGCCAACUCCGGAGGUGCGGCAGCACCUGCUGCUGCUGCAAAGGGUGCUGGAAGGGGGAGGAAGGCUGGUGCCGGUGCUGCUCGUGCCGGUGGUGCUCGUACCGGUGCUGCGGGUGCCGCUGCGCCCGCUGGCGGAAAUGCAGGUGGUAUUGCGGCCAGGAUCAAGGCGAUUGCGGCAAAGGCGAACGGCGGAGCUGCUGGUGCUGGUGCUGCCGGAGCCGGUGCUGCAAAGAAAGCGGCGGGAGCAGCCGGAGGAUUGAGGGCUAAACUCGCAGGGGCGAGGAAGGCCGGUGGCGCGAAAGCCAAACAGGCGGCGGCUUAAAGGCAAGGCCCUCAUCUGAUCGCAACUCCGACUCUUCUCUGUGGAUAGUUUUGGUUCCAUUGUAAAUUAGCAGUCUUCGCUUGUAAAUAGACGCUCAGCUUGAGCUGUAGCUCGCAUGUAAAUAUCAAAGACACAUGUAUAGAAGUACUUCGACUCCCUGAACUCCCUUCUAUGAUGGCUGUUGUGAACGUGGCUGUUCCGA